AUGGUUCAUGAUUGUGAAGUCGGAUUGAAAGGUAAUAUGAAUAACUUUGCUUAUGAUCUCCAAAUUUUGAAAUACUCUAACAUUGGCUGCAGAAAAGUGAAAUCCUUUAGAGCAUUGGAGUGUACUUUCUCUCUACCUGCCUCAGAUAGAAUAUUGCUUUGCUGUGAUGGAGCAUCUCAAGGUAAUCCUGGAUGUGCUGGUUAUGGGUUCAUUGCUAGAGACAGUGAAGGUAAAUUCAUUUUUGCUGAAAGUGUUAGACUUGGUAUCUCAACAAAAUUUAUAGCUGAAGUUCUGGGGAUUAUUGGUGCUUUGGAAUGGGCUGUGUUAAAUUCUAAAGACAAGGUUAACAUCAACUCAGAUUCUACAACUGCCAUUACUGCUUUCAUAAAAACCAAACUUCCAUGGUUUGUAUGGACCAGAUGGUUGUUUAUCUGCAGGAAGUUGAGAUCCAUCCACUUUAAUCAUGUCUACAGAGAAACUAAUUUUUCUGCUGAUUUUUUUGCCAAUAAAUGUGUUUAUCUAAUGAAAGGGCAGGAAAUGAAGUUCUCUAACAGGCCAUCUAACAUGCACAGGAUGGAAAUGCCUGACAAGAUCUAUUACACGUUUUAA
Molecule: messenger RNA, 609 nt
Organism: Papaver somniferum (opium poppy)
Lineage: Eukaryota; Viridiplantae; Streptophyta; Magnoliopsida; Ranunculales; Papaveraceae
Exons: 1
Coding region: 1-609 (202 amino acids)
Molecular function (GO): RNA-DNA hybrid ribonuclease activity; nucleic acid binding
Source: RefSeq, a predicted model, not a curated record